AUGCUUUCGAUACUGGCUGUCAUCGGAUGUGUCGCUGUCUUCAUGACACCAGGACUAUGCUGUCUUUCUAAGGAAUAUGCAACAAGUAGUGGACAAUGUUGUCCGAUGUGCAUCAAAGGUCAUGGUCUCACUGUCGUACAGGAGUGCACAGCAACAAGGGACACAGAUUGUGGUGCUUUACCUGGAUACUUCUGCAAAGAUCUGACGCAUGAUACAGGAUGUUGAGUGGCACAAAAACAUGCACGCUGUGAACCUGGUCACAGGAUAAAGACACCAGGUAAGAAAAAUUAAAGUCAGACUAGUCUGACAGUGAGCAGCUUUACAGGAACCCUCCCUGACAG
Molecule: messenger RNA, 341 nt
Organism: Plectropomus leopardus (leopard coralgrouper)
Lineage: Eukaryota; Metazoa; Chordata; Actinopteri; Perciformes; Serranidae
Source: RefSeq, a predicted model, not a curated record